AUGGAUUUAAUGGAAUCGCUUUCAGUUGUACAAACAUCAACAGAAAUCUUUGACUUGAAAUUUAAAUAUGAUAGUAUAAAAGAUUCACUUAUAGUCACACCUUUAUUACAAAUUAUUAAAAUUGACUUGUCUCAUUCUAAACAAAAAUUAAAAUUACAAAAUGACACUACCUUUUUUGAGUGUUUUGGAAUUACUAAAAUUACUAAUCUUUCUUUUGAAAUUCAAGGAAUCAUCAAUAAGACAAGUGUUGUUAAUUUAUCUUCAUUAAAUUCUAAAAAAAUUAGAAUUAAGACUUCUUGUAUUGGUGAUUUAAUUCUUAAUGGAACUAACAAAGAAGAAUUAUAUAUUGAAACUAGUUCAAUUCAAAAUAUUACACUUUCUGAUAUCCUAUAUUUUAGAGGGAUAAGCGGUCAUCUUCAUAAUGUAAAAAUGAAAAAUGUUGCAUCAUAUAAAGGGUGUUCUAGUGUAAUAUUAAAUAUAACCAAAUAA
Entamoeba dispar SAW760 is the source of this 489-nucleotide messenger RNA. RefSeq lists its product as uncharacterized. Bases 1 to 489 code for a protein of 162 amino acids. The transcript has a single exon. The record is from RefSeq and is a predicted model, not a curated record. NCBI's taxonomy places the organism in Eukaryota, Evosea, Mastigamoebida, Endamoebidae.